AUGUCAAAUCCAUUGGAUCUGGCCACUCAACAAGAGAUUCGUCAUACAGAGACCCUCCCUGCUCAUACCAUUUUUCAUGAGUUGCAGGCUCUCAUCCGACCACUUGCUGGACAUAUGCAGACACAGGAGGAGCUCAACUUGGCAAGGGACAAGAUCUGUGCUAUCCAACUCGGUGAUGCAUUUACAGGGCUCCGUGAUCCCCAUGUCAGUAAUCCGAAAGGGAGACCUUCCACCACCCGUUUAACUGGACCAUCAGAAGGACAUGCUCGAGGGGGAGGUGCAUCCAGGGCUCACCACUUGACAAAUCGACUGCAAUGCAAUUGCAGUGUUUGCCACCAGCCAGGUCACAACCGCUCGACAUGCCCCCAAUGCUGGGAUUAG
This is a messenger RNA of Laccaria bicolor S238N-H82, 381 nucleotides long. RefSeq lists its product as uncharacterized. The transcript is spliced from 2 exons. The record is from RefSeq and is a predicted model, not a curated record. Bases 1 to 381 code for a protein of 126 amino acids. NCBI's taxonomy places the organism in Eukaryota, Fungi, Basidiomycota, Agaricomycetes, Agaricales, Hydnangiaceae.